UUGGAUAUUUAUCAUCUUAUAUUCAAAGAAAUAAAGUAUUAAAUUGCACAAUUUCUGUCUUGAAGUCAGAAAUGUCUUGUCACAAGAAAGAAAUAUUUUACCCCAGAAAUAACGAACCUUGUCAUUUUAUAAGAAUUAUGAGCCCCCUCGUAAAAAGACAGAGUCAGCAGCAUAGUGAAGUAUAAUUUGCAGUAUAAAAGGACUUUACCCAUGUCAUCCACUCAAAGUUUUUUUGUUAUUGCUUAUUCAACAAGAAUUAUCUUUUAUUCAGCAAAAUGAUUUUAUCAAGAAUUGAUCAAGCUUUAUUCGACCCCGCUAUCAAGGUAAGAAACUUUUUAGAUCGCUUUCCUAAGAUUUACAACAUCUACAUGAUUGCAAUGUGCUCUACCAUAGCAGGUAUGAUGUUUGGUUUUGAUAUUUCUUCAAUGUCUGCCUUCAUAGGUACUGACAGUUAUAUCAAUUUUUUUGACAACCCAGGUUCCACCAUUCAAGGUUUCAUUACCUCCUGUAUGGCUUUAGGUUCUUUCUUUGGUUCCAUUGCUUCCUCAUUUGUCUCCGAACCAUUCGGUAGAAGAUUUUCAUUGUUGGUUUGUUCAUUCUUCUGGAUGGUUGGUGCUGCUAUUCAGUCUUCUUCCCAAAAUCGUGCUCAAUUGAUCAUUGGUAGAUUAAUUUCUGGUAUUGGAGUCGGUUUCGGUUCUUCCGUUGCCCCAAUUUACGGUGCUGAAUUGGCUCCAAGAAAGAUUAGAGGUUUAAUUGGUGGUCUUUUCCAAUUCUCUGUUACCUUGGGUAUCUUAAUUAUGUUCUAUAUUUCUUAUGGUUUAGGUAAGAUUGACGGUGUUGCCUCGUUUAGAAUUGCUUGGGGUUUGCAAAUUAUCCCUGGUUUGAUUUUAUUUACUGCCUGUUUCUUUAUCCCUGAAUCGCCUCGUUGGUUAGCCAAAAGAGAUUUCUGGGAUGAUACUGAAUAUAUUAUUGCUAAAAUCCAAGCCCAUGGUGACAAAGAUGAUCCUGAUGUUUUGAUCGAAAUUGGUGAAAUUAAGGACCAACUUUUAGUUGAGGAAAGCGCAAACUCGAUUGGUUAUGCAACUUUAUUCACAAGAAAGUACUUUAGAAGAACCUUUACCGCUAUUUCUUCUCAAAUCUGGCAGCAAUUGACUGGUAUGAAUGUUAUGAUGUACUAUAUUGUCUACGUGUUCCAAAUGGCUGGUUUCACUGGUGAUACUAACUUGAUUGCUUCUUCGAUUCAAUAUGUAUUAAACGUUGUCAUGACUAUUCCUGCUUUGCUUUUGCUUGAUAGGGUUGGUAGAAGACCUUUGUUAAUAGUUGGUGCCAUUUGCAUGAUGGCAUUCCAAUUUGGAGUUGCAGGAACUUUGGCUGUUCAUUCUGUUCCAUGGCCAGAUUCAGGCAAUGAAUCCGUCAACAUUCAAAUCCCAGAUACUAAAAUGUAUGCUUCAAGAGGUGUUAUUGCUUGUUGUUACUUGUUUGUGUGCUCUUUUGCCUCUACCUGGGGUGUUGGUAUUUGGGUUUAUUGUGCAGAAAUCUGGGGUGAUUCAAGGAUCUCUCAAAGAGGUAACGCUUUAUCUACUGCUGCUAAUUGGAUCUUCAAUUUUGCUAUUGGGAUGUAUACUCCAUCUGGAUUCAAAAACAUUUCUUGGAAGACGUAUAUUAUUUAUGGUGUUUUCUGUUUCUUUAUGACUGUUCACGUAUUCUUUGGAUUCCCAGAAACUAGAGGCAAGAGAUGGGAAGAAAUUGGUCAAAUGUGGGAUGAAAAUGUUCCAGCUUGGCAGUCUAGAUCUUGGACACCAAUUAUUCCUAUUAACCCAGAAACAGAAAAGGCUGCCAGAAUAUCUCUUGAACGUGAAGAAAAACGAAGAGCAAGUAGUGUUGUGCGACCUUCAAUCCUGGAUCCCUCAGUUUAA
Spathaspora passalidarum NRRL Y-27907 is the source of this 1916-nucleotide messenger RNA. RefSeq names its product sugar porter family MFS transporter (gene HGT1.2). Lineage: Eukaryota; Fungi; Ascomycota; Pichiomycetes; Serinales; Debaryomycetaceae. Gene Ontology annotation, cellular component: membrane. Gene Ontology annotation, biological process: transmembrane transport; carbohydrate transport. The transcript has a single exon. The coding region runs from base 276 to 1916 and encodes 546 amino acids. The record is from RefSeq and is a predicted model, not a curated record. Gene Ontology annotation, molecular function: carbohydrate:proton symporter activity.